AUUUCGGGAGAAUUUCUUUCAGAUUUCUUUUUUUUUUUUAACUAUAUAUCAAAAAUCAGUCGGCACGUGAUUCUAGGAUGAUUGUCGUACCGUAAUUUGACAUUUAUUAUUAGGCUAAAAAAUGUCAUUUUUUAUAGAACAUUUUAUUUUUAUUUUAUUUAUUUUUCUUAAUAAUGCUAAUUUUUACUAGUUCCACUUUACUUAAUAUUAAUAAGACGAAUGGGGUUUAUUAAUAGUAUGGAUAUAAGUUCAAGGUUUACUGAUCCAAAUGUGCUCAAGAUAAUUAGUAAAAUACCAGAAUCAGAUCUUGAAGAUAUCGGAAUGCGUGUUGAACGUGUUAACCAAAAUAUCAAGAAUAUUUUGGUCACGGGCGGUGCUGGUUUCAUUGGAUCUGUUUUGGCCCGUAAAUUGGUUUUAUUAUAUCCGGAAUUUAAUGUUACGGUAGUCGAUAAACUAGAAUAUUGUGCCAGUUUAAAUAAUCUUUUAAUGAUUGAGAAUAUGCCAAAUUAUUCGUUUAAAGAGGGUGACAUAGCUUCGUUUGAUCUUGUAACAUCUAUAUUAAAAGAAAAAAGAAUAGAUACAAUAUAUCAUUUAGCAGCACAUACACAUGUAGAUAAUUCAUUUGGUAAUUCAUUUGAAUUUAUCCAAAACAAUGUUGUAGGAACACAUGUAUUAUUAGAAGCAGCGAAAAUGCAUAAUAUUAACCGAUUUAUACAUGUUAGUACUGAUGAAGUGUAUGGUGAAGUAGCAAAAACAGUUCCCGACUGUCGCGAAGAAUCAAUAUUAACUCCUACAAAUCCUUAUUCUGCUACAAAAGCUGCAGCCGAACAUUUGGUUCAAGCUUAUCAUAAAUCUUUUGGUUUACCGAUUAUUAUUACUAGAAGCAGUAAUAUUUAUGGACCAUAUCAAUACCCCGAAAAAAUUUGUCCAAAAUUCAUUUGUAGUCUUAUAAAUGAUGGCAAGUGUUUCAUACAUGGAGAUGGAUCAAAUUCUCGCAAAUAUUUGUACGUAGGAGAUUUAGUUGAUGCAUUAGAUUUAAUAUUAAAUUUAGGUAAAAUUGGAGAAGUUUAUAAUAUCGGAUCAGAUUUUGAAAUAUCAAAUUUAGACUUAGCUAAGACAUUAUUAAAGCAAUUUAACAUUAAUGAUGAAAAAGAACAAGAAAAACAUUUAGAAUUUGUAAAAGACCGACCUUUUAAUGAUCUCAGAUAUGCUGUUGACGAUACUAAAUUAAAAAAAGAAUUAGGCUGGAAACCUAAAAUUAGUUGGAAUUAUGGAAUAAUAAAGACAAUUGCUUGGUAUAAAGAAAAUUGUGAUAAAUGGUGGGGCGAUAUAUCUGGUGCUUUAGUACCACAUCCAUAUCCACUUAAAUCACGUUUAUAAAAUACAAUAGAUAAUUGUGCUCAAAUAAUCAUUUUUUGUACUUAUAAUAUUAUUUACUAGGGUAAAAUUUACCCCUGAUAAAAGUUUUUAACUGUGCAU
This is a messenger RNA of Rhizophagus irregularis DAOM 181602=DAOM 197198, 1479 nucleotides long. RefSeq lists its product as uncharacterized. The record is from RefSeq and is a predicted model, not a curated record. Gene Ontology annotation, molecular function: dTDP-glucose 4,6-dehydratase activity. NCBI's taxonomy places the organism in Eukaryota, Fungi, Glomeromycota, Glomeromycetes, Glomerales, Glomeraceae. Gene Ontology annotation, biological process: nucleotide-sugar metabolic process.